Messenger RNA from Pseudopipra pipra, 3125 nucleotides. RefSeq names its product nerve growth factor receptor (gene NGFR). Lineage: Eukaryota; Metazoa; Chordata; Aves; Passeriformes; Pipridae. Gene Ontology annotation, biological process: Rho protein signal transduction. The transcript has 6 exons. Gene Ontology annotation, molecular function: death receptor activity; coreceptor activity; nerve growth factor binding. Gene Ontology annotation, cellular component: plasma membrane; cell surface. The coding region runs from base 119 to 1369 and encodes 416 amino acids. The record is from RefSeq and is a predicted model, not a curated record.
CCGAGGCGGCGGCGGCAGAGGGAGGGCAGGGGCAGCCCGGCCGCGCACCGGCUUUUGGGGGGAGGUCGCGGCCCCGCAGCCGCUCUCGGGUGGGGGGUCCCCGCUGCCCCCGCGCACCAUGGCCGGGCUCCUGCCGCUGCUGCUGCUCCUGCUGCCGGCGGAUCCCUCCUGGGGCUCCAAGGACAAGUGCUCCACCAAGAUGUACACGACGAGCGGGGAGUGCUGCCGAGCCUGCAACCUGGGCGAGGGGGUGGUGCAGCCCUGCGGGGUCAACCAGACCGUGUGUGAGCCCUGCCUGGACAGUGUCACCUUCUCGGACACGGUGAGCGCCACGGAGCCCUGCAAGCCCUGCACGCAGUGCCUGGGGCUGCAGAGCAUGUCCGCGCCCUGCGUCGAGUCGGACGACGCCGUCUGCCGCUGCUCCUACGGCUACUUCCAGGACGAGGCCAGCGGGGCCUGCCGGGAGUGCCGCGUCUGCGGGGUGGGCUUCGGGCUCAUGUUCCCCUGCAAGGACUCGCAGGACACCGUGUGCGAGGAGUGCCCCGAGGGCACCUUCUCCAGCGAGGCCAACUUCGUGGACCCCUGCCUGCCCUGCACCACCUGCGAGGACAACGAGGUGCUGGUGAAGGAGUGCACGCCCGUGUCGGACGCCGAGUGCAGGGGUCUCCACCCUCGCUGGACAACCCCCCCCCCGUCCCUGGUGGGCUUUGAGAGCCCCGAGCCCAGCACCAGGGAGCCCCUGAGCCCCGAGGGGGUGCCCAGCACCCCGGCAGACACGGGCACCACCGUGGUGGGCAGCUCCCAGCCCGUCGUGAGCCGCGGCACCGCCGACAACCUCAUCCCCGUCUACUGCUCCAUCCUGGCCGCCGUGGUGGUGGGGCUGGUGGCCUACAUCGCCUUCAAGAGGUGGAACAACUGCAAACAGAACAAGCAGGGGGCCAACAACCGGCCCGUGAACCAAACCCCCUCCCCGGAGGGGGAGAAGCUGCACAGCGACAGCGGCAUCUCCGUGGACAGCCAGAGCCUGCACGACCAGCAGCCCCCCGGCCAGGGCACCCAGGGGCCAGCGCCCAAGGCAGACGGGACCCUGUACGCCAGCCUGCCCCCCGGCAAGCAGGAGGAGGUGGAGAAGCUGCUGGGCAGCUCUGCCGAGGAGCCCUGGAGGCAGCUGGCGGGGGAGCUGGGCUACAAGGACGAGCUCAUCGACUCCUUCACCCGCGAGGAAUCGCCGGCCCGGGCCCUGCUGGCCCACUGGUCCUCCAAGGACUCGGCCACCCUGGAGGCCCUGCUGGCCGCCCUGCGCAGGAUCCAGCGCGGGGACAUCGCCGACAGCCUGGCCAGCGAGUCCACGGCCACCUCGCCCGUCUGAAGGGUGGCCCGGGGCGGCCCCGCGGGGAGCCCUCCCCCCCCCGGGCCCCUCCAGCCCUCCCCGGCCCUGGGGGGGAGGGCAGGGGGGCAGCGGGGCCGCCCCGGGCCCCCCCGGUUGGCAGCUCUGAGGGCACUGAGGGCACUGAGGGCACUGGGAGCUCGGAGCUCCCGGGCUCGGUACCGGCCCCUCCCGCCACUGCCAUCCCCUGGCAGCCCCUGAGGGGGUUUUUUUGGGGGGGCUCAGCCCCUCUCCACGCCCAAAUCCCGUCUGCAGCCCCCUGAGGCUGGAUGGAGGCUGGCUGGAUGGACAGACGGACACAGGAGGGAGCAGCAGGCUCCCAGCCCUCUCCUCUCUGCCCCCUUCCAGCCCUUUCUCCUUGGGGCUCCAAGUUCUUGGGGCUCCAAGUUCUCCUCGGGGCUCCAAGUUCUCCUCUUCCUCCUUGGCCCAGCCUCUCUUUCCUGCUCCCCCAAAAUCCAGCUGCCUCCCCCCCAAACCGCGGGCGAAGGGCAGGGAUGGAGGGAACUGGGGCUGCUGUAGCAGCAUUUGGGGGCUGGUCCUACCAGGGGGGACCAGCAGCCCGGGCUACACUGUGAAAUUUGGGGGGUGCAGCCCCCCCAGGCUCCAGGGGUGUUUGGUCCCGGUGAGGAGCACCCGGAGCAGGUUUUGGGGGGAGCCCCGGGGGGGCUGCAGGGGACGCUGGAGCUCCCAUGGACACACUCCAGGGGGGACACUGAAGGUCUAAAGGGCUGGAAAAAGUGCCUGCCUGCUGCAGGGCCGUGAUAAAAGGGCUGUGCUCAUCCUUCCCCCAUCCCAGUGUCCCUGGCAAAGCCACCCUGGCACCAUUGCACUGGCCCUCCCGGCCCAGGGACCCGCUUGUAAGGGCUCCUCCUCCUCCAGCACUGUGCAGGGGGCUCAGAACUGCCCCUGGGGUCCUUCAGCAGGCACUGCCCACCCUCCUGCCCCCCUGGGUGACCCCAGCCCCUCCCUGUGCCCCGGGGAGGGGACAGCGCUCACCUCCCUCACCUCCCUCACCUCUCUGGAGCUGGGGGGGUGGUUUUUUUUGGCAUAUCAGCUCCCAGCCCACCCCUGGGGGAUGCUGGAGAACCUCUUCCCCCGGAGCUGCCCCCGAGGUCCCGGGAGAUGAUCCCAACAGAGCCGUGACCUCCUGCCUGCCCGGAGCACCAGGAGGUUCCCACGGAGGAAGGACUGCCAGGGGAGCAGCCCCUCCUUCGCCUCUGGGUUCAUCCAGAGACUCCUUCCUGAAGGCAGAAGGUGAUUUUCCUCCUCUCCUCAAGGAGAUAAGCGAGACUUGUAAAUACUGUGGUGUUGUUUUCCUCCCUGCUCGAUGUUCCCACGUGUGACACGGGGUGACGAUCCCACCCAGCCCUUCCCUCUUCCUCAGCCUGUCCGCCUCCCAGGGGAGCAUUCCCAGCCCGAGCCUUCGGUCCCACCUUGUUUCUGGCCUUAAAGACUCAACGGGGAUCAGCAAAACACCCCAAAAGUCACCGCAGCAGGUCCGUGACAGACCUGGGAAUGUGGAAGGAUUUGGAGCCGCCGGGAAGGGAGGGAGAGCUCGGUGUCUUCUGAAGGGCUGGGGCCUGCAUGGAGGGGACUCGAGCCCCCAGGUCCUUCAAAAAGCUUUGUGGGAGCUCUUCAGAGGCUGGAUCCGGGUCUGCAGGAUGGGAUAUUCCAGGACAUUCCACACUUCCUGCCCUGGGGCAGCAGAGGAGCGAAGAUCCCUCCGGAGGAGCAGCCC